CUUUCGCCAACACAUUUGUUUCUUUUCUCGCCUCAACAGUUCUUACGGGAAACGAACCCUCAAUCUAAACGUAUCGAGCUAUACCAUUUCACCGAGUCGACGAGAAAAGCUGCGCCCGCACACUUUUGCUGCUGGCGCUCUCGCCUAAACAAAUGAAAAAAGCAGCAGCCAUGCCGGCUUCGUUGAAGGAGCGAUCAAGUCGGCUGCAGAUGUUUGCACGCCCCAGAUCCGACAACGACAUCAACUCCAAUGCGAAUAUCGAUGUGCCCGCAACUGCGGCAACACAGCAGAGCCGCGAGCCAGGGCGCUAUCAGAGCUCUGCUCCGGUUCUCACGUCCGUCGCAGAGCGAAGAGAGCUGGCAGACAGCGCUCGAGUGCCUGUGCCGAAUGGAAAUGCUCGCCAGCCUGCCGUACACCAGCGGAGAUUUAGCCAGCCGCCGCCCGAAUCAGUGCAGCAGUCUCAUUCGCAGUCUCCGUCCAGCCGUCAUAUCGAUAUCUUUACCGGCUCCCAAUUGGGCGACAGCUUUAUGAAUUCAGGCCUAACGACGCCGCUGUACGAGCCAUCAGAGGCCGAGCCGGAUCCAAUAACCCAAAAGAGGCCCACUGUCGCUGUUCCUGCCACUACAUCUGCUGCUCCCAUUGUGAGAGCUCCUCCUCGCUACAAUUUUGACAAGAAAUUUCCUUCCAGUGGCGGUCUCGCCUUUCAGAUUGGAGAGGAUCUUCGCAUGAAGGUUGUACCGGUCUCGGGCACCAAGCAUCACAACCCUUCCUACAUGAACGACGGUUUUAAUAGAGGCGCCGCCAAUGGAUAUAGCAGACCCGCCCCAAAUUAUCGAACAAGCUACACUCGACCAGAGUCAUCGCCAGAGAAACAACCCAAUCUGCCGUUGCGCGAAGUUAGGCUUCGACAUGUGCCAAGAGCGAAGCAAAUCGACUAUGACGAUAGACAAAAGAGGAGUGCAUCUCCUGCCUAUGACAACAGGGGGCGAUACUUGAGAGACAGAGAGGAGGGUGGCCGCCCUGUGUCCAGAUUCCAGGGGCUAGCAGAGGUGGAGAUGGGAGGCAGAAGGAUAGAGCUCAUUGAUGAAGACGAGAAUAGAGACCAAGAUGAUGGCACGUCUACCAUAGGCGGGCGUGAAGAUGGACGCGAAACUCCGAGAAUGAGGAGGCACCUCUUAUCGCCACAACGAGCUGCUUUCGAGAACGCCUUUACAACAACCAUGCCACCUUUUAGGCCGUCGGCGCCAAAAGAUAGGAAGCGGAGAAGGCAAAGCCUUGACUAUGAUGAUAUGGCUUUAAGCAACAUGAACUACGCUGAACUCCAAAAAGAAGCAUUCGACUUUGACCCCUCCAAGUUAACGGCGCAUGUUGGUGCAGGCGGCAGUGCGGACACUCUCAAUGCGAAGCUGGAGCAAUACCAACACCAGACUGAGGAGGACCAGCACGUCAUGUUCAAAAGCAUGAAUGCCGAUGACUGGGAAGAAGCUGGGGAUUGGUUCGCUGACCGGUUCGGCGAGAUUAUGCACAAGUUGCGGGUGGCCAGACGGAACAAGCGCCGAAUGAUACAGGAGUUUGAACAAGAGGCAGCUUCUCGAGAAGAAGCUGUCCGGCUGCAGACGGAGGCAAUCGACCAGAAGCUAUCCAAAAUGAAGCAGGAUGGCUUGCGUGUGGUUAACACUAAGGAGGGCAGCCAGCAGGUCGCCAAGUGAGUUUUGGCUGUGAUUGGAAUUACUUUUAAUUUGCUUGCAUUAUUUGUCACUGGCAUUUUGGAGCAGGAGUUUGGCGUAUUCGAAUGAAUUCUUUUUUUUUUCUUUCUUUUUUACUAUUAUGAUUCUGUUUAGGCUUGACCGGAUGGAAUGGGAAAACACUGGCCAUGGCAAGGAGUAUAUCUCUGAACCUGGAGGAAUGGUAGCGAGGCAAAACUUAGGCGUUGAAAGUUAACAAACGGUCGACUUGGGGGAGUAGAGAUUGUUGUGGGAUAUAAUGGAAAUGUCCUAGUUGAGGUUUCUCCAUCUUGCG
Messenger RNA from Trichoderma asperellum CBS 433.97, 2019 nucleotides. RefSeq lists its product as uncharacterized. NCBI's taxonomy places the organism in Eukaryota, Fungi, Ascomycota, Sordariomycetes, Hypocreales, Hypocreaceae. Gene Ontology annotation, molecular function: TBP-class protein binding; RNA polymerase I core promoter sequence-specific DNA binding. The record is from RefSeq and is a predicted model, not a curated record. Gene Ontology annotation, cellular component: RNA polymerase I core factor complex. Gene Ontology annotation, biological process: nucleolar large rRNA transcription by RNA polymerase I.